AAGGCGUUUCACUCCUCAUUCAUUCCUCAACAGAGGACGAGGCUCCACCUGAGAGAGACUUCACUUCACAAGUAACAAGACAGGGCAGUGGGGUUGUCCUCACAGUGAGAGCUAUUUAGAGAUCUGAGGGAAAAAAUAGAAAGAAAAAAAAAAAAAGCUUCCAUCUGAUGCGUUUUUCUGGAGUUUCUUCCUCCCUGCGUCUGAUCACUGGACUGAUGUUUCUUCACACCUCCGCUUCGAGAAAUCUGUCUUUGGGAGUUUUUCAUGAAACUAAACUAUGAUCCGUGGCUGCGUUGAGGAAUGUCUCCUGUGUUUUUGUUUUUGUUGUGUGACACAAGAACACCCAAACGCCCACGACUUGGUCAGGAAGAGGAAGAGAGAGGCGCUUUGGCGAUUUGGAUUAUGUGUUUGACCAAAUGUCAACAUAAUAUGGAAGAAAUAAAAGAGUGAGCACAUGGGAAAACCACCGGGAAUGAAUCGCUCCUUUAUUAUUAAGAUCUUGGCAGCUUUAUUCACAUAUUUCAUGGAGACAAACAACUUCAGAGUUGUGGAUGCCAAGGAGCACGAUUCCAGAUCAUCCUCCAACAUGUCUCCAUCAGACUUUCUGGACUCACUCAUGGGUCGCACGUCUGGGUAUGACGCACGAAUAAGACCCAAUUUCAAAGGUCCACCAGUUAAUGUUACCUGCAACAUAUUUAUCAACAGCUUUGGUUCUAUAGCAGAAACUACAAUGGAUUACAGGGUGAACAUCUUCCUGCGGCAGAAGUGGAAUGACCCUCGGCUGGCGUAUAGUAAAUACCCAGAUUCCUCCCUGGACCUGGACCCGUCCAUGUUGGACUCCAUAUGGAAGCCCGACCUCUUCUUCGCCAACGAGAAGGGGGCCAACUUCCAUGAUGUCACCACAGACAACAAGCUGCUGCGGAUCUUCAAGGAUGGGACCGUCCUUUACAGUAUCAGGUUGACUCUCAUUCUGUCCUGCCCGAUGGAUCUGAAGAACUUCCCGAUGGACGUCCAGACUUGCACAAUGCAGCUGGAGAGUUUCGGCUACACCAUGAACGACUUGGUCUUCGAGUGGCUGGAGAACGGCGCGGUGCAGGUGUCGGACGGGCUCACACUGCCUCAGUUCAUCAUGAGGGAAGAGAAGGAGCUGGGCUACUGUACGAAACACUACAACACCGGUAAAUUCACCUGUAUAGAAGUCAACUUUCAUCUGGAGCGACAGAUGGGGUACUAUCUGAUCCAGAUGUACAUCCCCUCCCUCCUCAUCGUCAUCCUCUCCUGGGUGUCUUUUUGGAUCAAUAUGGAUGCUGCUCCUGCCAGAGUGGCGCUGGGCAUCACCACUGUGCUUACCAUGACCACCCAAAGCUCCGGCUCCAGAGCUUCUCUUCCAAAGGUCUCUUACGUGAAAGCCAUUGAUAUCUGGAUGGCUGUGUGUCUGCUCUUUGUAUUUGCUGCAUUGCUAGAAUAUGCUGGGGUUAAUUUUGUCUCCAGGCAACAGAAAGAGUUCCUUCGCCUGAGGCGAAGACAAAAGAGGAAUCACAAGGAUGAUGAUAUGCGUGAAGGCCGCUUUAAUUUUGCCGGCUACAAUAUGAGUCAGUGUCUACCAACGAAGGACGGCACAGCUGUUAAGAACGCCGCUCCGGCUCCGAACCCUCCACCGCCAGUCCCCAAGGACAUAGACACCAUGAAGAAGAAGUUUGUGGACAGAGCCAAGAGGAUAGACACUAUCUCCAGGGCCGCCUUUCCUCUGGCGUUCCUCAUCUUCAACGUCUUCUACUGGGUCACCUACAAGAUCAUCAGGUACGAGGGAAUCCAACAAAAGUAAAGACUUACAAACAAAACAUUUAAUUUUUCAUUUCUCAGAUUGAGAAAUGCUCGGAAAGCACGGCGAGAUGAGACGGGAGGCUGUGCAUUGAGAGGCGGUAGUGAUGAUGGUGGUGUUCUUUCAGGGAUAAUGUAUAAUGUUCGUACAUCAUACAGUAAUGCUCAUGUUCUGGUAAUGUGAACAGCUCUUGAGACACAGAUGCUUUUUUGUUGUUGUUGUACUGCUGCAUAAUAUUUCCUGACAAAUCUGGAAAAAAUGGUUUUAAAAUCAAGGCUUAGUAACAAGCUGGAGAAGAUGGACCAAUUUGUUUUUUAACAAUCAAUUCUGCCUUGGCGUCUGUACAAGGAACAAAGACACAUUCCAUGGAUUUGUAACUGUAAGGUAGCAACUUUUUGUGAUCACAAAAAGGGUAUUUCUUAAGGAUGUAUAGGACUGUUUUAUAUUGUACUAUUGUCAUGGCACUUCCUCUCUGUUUAUACAAAAUAAACUUCUAAAAUAUACAGGCACAUACAGACGCAUCGACUGACAUUAAGGCAGCAGCACACGUUUGAGGUAUGAGCGCGAACAAAGGAAUCGGGAAUUGGAUACUGCAUUUUUAUGAAAUACCUGAGGCCUUAGCUAUCAAAGAUUUGGAGAGAUGAAGUGCUGUGCUUCUCUAUUUUUUCAAGCAUCUCCUCCCAUUCAGCGGUCUAUCAGAGCUGAAUGCAAGCGUUUGAUCUUUUUCUACCUGUGGCCAGACAUCCAAAGGUACUUCUUGUUGUUUCCUUUCUCUCUCUCUGAGUGUAUUAUAAAUCAUAUUCAUGGACAAACGGAUGCCACUUAAAAUGUAAGUUUAUUCAGAUGUGUUAUAAAAAGUCACAAACUUUCCUUUUCAUUCUAAAAUAAUUUAUUAAAUAAACUGUCAUAUAUAUUUCACAGGCUAGAUUCAUAAAAGUAUAAUGGCCAAGUGUAUAGGUAAGCCUACAAACUGUGAACACGCACUGCAUUACUCAAUGUUGUCAUUUACGCCCAUAUCCACAUGAAUUCAUUUAUAUUCCAGGUAAAUACUCCAGGUAUCUUAGGUAUGGUUUUAGAGUUUGAGACUAUGUUUUUUUGUAGAUUUAGUCUGAUGAAAUAUUUAUUGUAAUGGAGGAAAGGUUAUGUUUCUAAAAAAAAAAAAAAAAGCUUUCUGUAUACUUCUUCAACCUCCGCUGUGGCCUGUUUCCCUUCACUUGGCGUGUUUGUUGCUGGACGGUGACAUUAUGUUUGUAGAUGGAUUCAAACGGUGAAGGACAGAUCAUGCAUAACAUUCAUGGUACAGAGCAGCUAAUGGUCCUUGCACUCCUGAUAUACUGUGGUGAAGAAGUCCUUUUCUUGAAUGCUAUUCCUGAAUAAAAGGUUAUUUACUGAUCUGUACAUCAAUAAAAUUGUCUGCACCGUAUUUACUUUA
This is a messenger RNA of Sebastes umbrosus (honeycomb rockfish), 3254 nucleotides long. RefSeq names its product glycine receptor, alpha 2 (gene glra2). The coding region runs from base 455 to 1825 and encodes 456 amino acids. Gene Ontology annotation, molecular function: glycine binding; chloride channel activity; transmembrane signaling receptor activity. Gene Ontology annotation, biological process: regulation of membrane potential; chloride transmembrane transport; nervous system process. The transcript is spliced from 9 exons. The record is from RefSeq and is a predicted model, not a curated record. Lineage: Eukaryota; Metazoa; Chordata; Actinopteri; Perciformes; Sebastidae. Gene Ontology annotation, cellular component: neuron projection; plasma membrane; synapse.